UCACCUCGGGUUAGCAUUGGUCGGUCCGAGAAUAAACACGGAAACCGGAUCUUUUCCUGUGUGGCCAGUCAACAUGGAACUGGGUAACCAGCCGGGCCAGGGGAAUCGACCCGAAAUAGAACUGGAGUGGUACCAGUAUCUUCAGAAUACAGUGGGUGAAGCUCUGUCAAACUAUGGUUGGUACAUCUUACUUGGCUGCAUCGUUAUAUAUUUCUUGAUUCAGAAGUUGUCGGCGAACUUCACACGAGCUGUCGCGUCUACUCGCACAACUGUGACAGACCCUGAUGAGAUUGUCAGAAGACAAGAAGCAGUGGCAGCUGCCCGGAUGCGAAUGCAGGUGGAGCUCAAUGCUCAGGCUGAAUUAUACAAACAGAAGCAGGUUCAGUUACAAGAGGAAAAGCGGCGGCGAAACAUAGAGACCUGGGAUCGUAUGCAAGAAGGGAAGAGUUCCAAGGUGGGCUGCCGCCUUGUCCAGGAUGCAUCUCCUAGAACCUCCACUUCAUCAUCUGCCCCAAAACCCAAGCCAGAGAGCAGACCAUUGCGUGACAGUGGAUACAAUCCUCUGACUGGAGGUGGAGGUGGUACAUGUGCCUGGCGACCAGGCCGAAGAGGCCCUUCUUCAGGAGGUUCAUGAGGUUAAGCCUCUUGCUGGUAUUUCUUCUCCUGGGAAUAUCAGCAAGAUGAAAUGAAUGCACCACCUGCAGUAUUAGUGCCGAUUGUAAUGUGUCGAUUCCAGUCUGUGAUUCUUCAGUACUACAGCUUGGAUAUACCAUGUGAUAUACCAUGUACUUUCCGUCUCUGCUUGUUAUGGAGGAAGUCAUCACUUGAAUAUUAAGGAGCUCUUGGAAAGAAGAAGCUGCAAUUCUGUCUGAUUAGAUCAGGCUGGGGAAUUUUGUCACUGCAAUCUGGUACUCUGCAUGAUGUCAUCCUUAUAAAUGGCACAGUAGCCAAUGAGGUUGACUGAUGUUGUUUGGUGGUAUACAUUCUGUAUAAAUGUUUUUUGUUUUCUGUUUCUUUGUGUCUGCUGCUUCAAUAAAUGCUUUGCACCACU
Xenopus laevis (African clawed frog) is the source of this 1051-nucleotide messenger RNA. It is a transcript of the gene selenos.S, whose product is annotated as selenoprotein S S homeolog. Gene Ontology annotation, cellular component: cytoplasm; Derlin-1 retrotranslocation complex; endoplasmic reticulum membrane. Gene Ontology annotation, biological process: intracellular protein transport; retrograde protein transport, ER to cytosol; endoplasmic reticulum unfolded protein response. Lineage: Eukaryota; Metazoa; Chordata; Amphibia; Anura; Pipidae. The record is from RefSeq and is marked reviewed. The transcript has 6 exons.